Messenger RNA from Lactuca virosa, 330 nucleotides. Lineage: Eukaryota; Viridiplantae; Streptophyta; Magnoliopsida; Asterales; Asteraceae. The record is from the annotation of a GenBank genome assembly.
AUGUAUGAGCGCCUCCAUACCUCUCCUCAUCAUCAAUCGUUCCUCCACCGGUUGUUAUCCACCGUACGUCGUCCUCCUUGUGACCGACCACCAGAAUCACCGUCCACCGGACGCACCGACCACCGCACCGACCAGAAGCUCCCACCUUCACAACCAUCGACGGACACAAAUGCUCCCCUUCAACACACGGCAUCUUCCUUCUGUUUGACCGAUUUUCCUUCUCCUUUUCCUUUCAGAGAACGGAGGCUGACGCCGGUAUUCACCGGAACAACCUUUACUGUUGCUGGAGAAUCUUUAGCUAGGAGUCGAUUACAUAUAUCUACCAAUUGA